Molecule: messenger RNA, 2644 nt
Organism: Linum trigynum
Lineage: Eukaryota; Viridiplantae; Streptophyta; Magnoliopsida; Malpighiales; Linaceae
Source: the annotation of a GenBank genome assembly
GAUUAAAAUAUGGUAAGGAUAAUCUUGUAUCUUCAAAACAGCUUUUCGCAGAAGCUCCAAAUCAGAGCUUCUGCUUUUAUGUUAUACAAAAGCGCUUUUCGGCUUUUCAAAAGCCGAGCUUUUACAGGUGUUUGGCCCUGCUUCAGCUUUUGAAGUCUAAAAACACUUCUAAAAGCCGGGCCAAACAUAGGAUAGUCGAACCAGCUGCGGGAAGCUAUUAAUUAUAUGCUUGGAAACAGGAAUAUUUGGCCGAACGGUCGAGUAUAUAUAAAGCCAGCUACAGCGAGCUAGGAAUUAAUAAGCAUUACUAAGAAUGAGCUCAUCAUCAGGGACAGGGAAUAGUACUUAUAGUCAUCAUGAGGUGAUGACGAUGAUGGUGACGGUGACGGUGGUGUUGUCCGUGAUGUCUCCCGGAGUUCCUACGGCGUCGGCUGUCAUAGACGGGAUUUGCGACGCGGAGUCGUUCCCCAUCGGCGAUCAGAGGAUCCUUUGUGUAUCCAUGUUGCUGGCGAACAUGGUUGGGCUGGAUUUCCCGGUGAAGAAGGGUGGAUGGUACAUGAGCGAGGACUGCGCCAAAAACACGACUCUCUACGGUUACAGGACGGCCGGCGAGGGCGCGAGUGGGUGUAUGUACGAAGCCCAGGAUUACCUCGAGUACCAGAACUGCCGCUACCGCAUCGGAGGUCAAGCAUGGGGCACCGGAUGUUACAUGAGGUUUGAGGUCUACCCCUUUGAAAUAUGAUCAAAUGUCUAAACCACAGAAUUAUAUUAAACAGGAAUAUGUGGCAUGAUACUAUAUUAAUUCCAAUUCUUAAAAUUAAAUCCCGAGUGGUUUAGUUUGGUUUAUGUAGUAUGUUGGAUAAGCAUAUAUGACUUAUGAUUUAGCCAUUAGAAUUUAAAGCAUGAUAUACGCGUUAAAUUCUGGUUAAAUUUCGAUUAAGUCUUUUUUAUUCUUCUGUCGGUUUAUUAUCUUCCUGUAAUAAAACUCAUGUAAUGGUCUGCAGCCUUAUAUAUGAAUAAGAAAAAAUAAGAGAAGAUGAUCGAGAAGUUUUAUGCAAAUAAUUAGUGACCCUCAUGACGGGUUAAUUGUCUCAUGGAUUCACUGAUACGAGAACAAAAAGGAAUACUGUAUUCGAACUGUGAGAGAGCAAAUUCGAAUUCAAACAGCGUUAAGUGCGAAAUGAGGCGGGUAGUGAAGAAGGCGUUGACUUGAUUGGUAAUACAUAAUUGCAUAGUUGCUCAGAUAUUAUCAACUCCUACACUAAUCGAAUAUCGAGAUUAGCAUUUCAUUUUGGUAUCGAUCGGUUCGAGGUUGAAAUUAUGUUCUUUAUAAUGUAUUUUUCAGCAAAUCCAACGACCAUCUUAUUUUCCUUCAUACUAGAAUUUACACUUAGCAAACUUGUCUACGGAUGCAUAUAACUAAGUAAUUGUUAUAUGGGAGCGGAUAGAGUACAAAAUACAUAUAUUACAAAUCUGAAUUUCUAACCGGCCAUAUUUGCUCCCAUAUGAUGGGGAAACACACUGAUAAAUAAAAGGGGCCGGUGGGAAUGCUAAUUUUCUUUUUCUUGAUAGCCUGUGUAACAUCCCGAACCUCUUCCUGAUGAAGAUAUUGUCUGCUUUGUAUCUCGAACAACACGGUUUUUGCUUUGGCAUUCCCAUAAAGUUAUCCAUCCUUGUUGUACCUCACACUGAGCACGUUUAAGUACUUCGGAGUUCUCACAAAAACUCCUCCAUUUCAUCCCAAAACAAAUCUUGUACCAUGGAUCUAUCCCGUACAUUGCCAAUGUGAGAUUUGCCUAAAGUGUUAUAGCAUGUCACGAAUCUCAGAGGAGAGAGGGAAAACAUUUUGACCAGUCAAAUAUUGUAUUUUCUGAUCAUCCAAUUUUCUUAAUUGGGUCAUAUUUCGUUCGUUUUAACUCGGAAUUUAAACAAUUUGCACAGAAAUAUCGCAUUAAUGAAGAUCUACAGAGUGAUAUCCAUUUUUAUAUGUUUUGAUAAAGAAAAAAUUGGUUAAUCCAUUUUGCACGUCGCAUUAGUGGUUUAGAGUUCAGUGGUUAACCGUUACAAAAUCAUUGGUUAACCGUUGAUAGAACCGUUCAUGAGAUUCGUGACAUACAAAACUUGUAUAUUAUACUAAUUUAAGAAUUAAGUUAUGAGUUAUCAUUAAUCAUAAACAAUUUUAAAUUCAUAUCAUCACCAAAAUAUCUAAUAAAUCAUUCAAACCGUCUCAUAAAAGAAAUCAUAAUUUUUAAUUCAAAUUAAAAAUAACGGUGCAGUCGAUAGUCAAUCACGUAAAGUCAACAAAAAGGUUGGAAAAUGAGAAGAGGAAGCAGAUAUAAAUUUAAUAAUUAUGGUUUCAUGGUCUAAGUUUAUGUUAAAAAUAUUUAAAAAAUAUAUUUGUGGUUAAAAUAGUGGACUAGUUAAACAGUGGCAGUUCAUAUUAUUUUAUGUUGAACCGUGAAAAAUCGUUUGGUCCAUCAAUAACCGUCCAAAUAAUGAACAGAACUGCUAUCAUAACUGGUUUGGCGGUUCUACUGGUCUAGCCGUUGAUCUGGUUAUGUUCUUAUAACAAGGAGUCUAACUAAUUGAAAAAAAUCAAAAUAGAAAAAAUGAAUAGAUAUGGUAAGAAAUUAAGAUAAAGAGU